AUGUCAUUAUGGAGUUGUGAGUUGUCGAGUUGUCCGUUUGUUCAGUUUCGUUCACGGAAGAACAAUGAAAAGAAGGCCACAGAUGCUGACGGCCUCGAUGAUUAUAUCAGUGACGAUGAAACCACCGCGGCCCCGAUACCACGCGAUAGCACGACGCAGCAGGAGGAUGAACAGGACGAAGAAGAUUUAUACGCCAGCGCCACUCAACAGUCGGAACGCGAUCCGAUUCAACACACCCUUCCGACUGAAGGUCCAACACCGGAUCCCAGUGCAUGGCAAGCGGCAGAGGACCUUUUGAGUGAUGUUGCAGCGGAUAUCAAAGGGAAGGGAAAGGCGCGCGAUAUGGAUCCCCCGCCUCCAGUCAUCCCUACUAUCCAUUCGCCACAAUAUUCGGAAGCCGAAGACGACGUCCAAAUCCCCGGGCUCUCGCAAAACCGCUCCCACCGCGUAUUCUCACUAGAUCCCGCGUUCGAAACUCAGGAAUCGCUCGCUGGGCCUUCGCGGCUGCCGUCGGUGAGCGUCACAGCGGAUCAGGAAGAUAUAUAUCAAGAUCAGGCUUCGCUUUGGUCCAGUUUAGGUCGGGCUGCACCACAAGAGCCUGAGUCUUCAAGUUCUUCAUGGUGGCAGGAUCCCCAUACAAUGUCUGGCCUUCUAGAUUUCAACGAACCACCUGCCUCGACCUCUGAUUCUUCGCACCGAGGAGUACAAGAUCCAAUCCCCAUUCUUCCAUCAUCAAAUAUUGCAUCGACCUCAAAUCAUCAGUGGGAGCAGGGGCCAUCUCCAGGACAAACCUCAUUUCCUCAGCAGGAAAGUGUCCCCCAUUUCCUGCUUGACAAUGACGACUUGCCAAUGGAAGUAGCUUCUGAGUUGGGCGACAUCCCAAUGAUUGGUCCUGAACUCGAGGAGGACUAUCCAAUGUGCGAUGAUGAGGGAUACACCUGUGAGCAGAUCUUUGGAUCUGGGGUGGAGAUCCCUGAGGGGAAUUUCGGAGAGGCCGUGUGGAUCCAAGCGCAACGGUACCUUCUGCAACAACAAAUGAUACAACAGCAGGAGCACCAACAUCAACAACAGAUCUUGUACGAGGAACUGUACAGACAACAACAAAUCAGGCUGCUAGAGCGACAGCAAUACGAGGCGCAGAUGGCGACUAUGUGGGAAGCUUCACUAGAAGGCCGGCUGGAGCGGGCAACCAGGUUCUGGAACUCAAUUCCAGCGCUUCCAAGGCCACCCACCGCGACGCCGCCAACCGUCGCAUCUUCAGCGGCAACCCUUCCUCCGUCUGAGCCGACUCCGAGUCAGCCUAUUGAGAAGGGCAUGAGUGCAGCGCAGCGUGAAUACAAGAGGAUGAUGGAUCGCGAAAACGUCGAUCGUGACCUCCGAAGGAGGUUCCCCUAUUCCAUUGCGGCUUCAAUGGGUCCUUCCAAGUUUGCCUACCUGCAAAGAAGUCUGCGAGUCCUGUCGACGUCGCCCAUGAACACACUCAUGUUAUCCCGCCGCUCCUUUAAGCCAGCUCCCCUACCUGCUACCCUCCCCAAGAAGUCUGUUCCCCCCCAACGGCCUACAAAUUCGCACGUAUAUGGAACGCCCGCCGUGCGCAAACUUCAUGAAGAAAUGAAAAGGGCAGAAAAUGAAAGAUUGGCAAGGCUCUCUGCCAAUUCUCUUGGAAAACGAAGGAUGCGCGUCUCCGAUGACUCGGAUUCUGACGAUGCCAUUGAGAGACCAUCAAAGCGCGUCCGGGCCGACGACCUCUCCGCUUCGUCCUCCACCCACAACAACGGCAAGGUUCCUUCUAACAAACCGUCCAAGAAGAAAUCAAACUCGUCGCCUUCAAAGUCUACAUCAAAGUUUAAAAUGUCUACCAGUAAAGCUUCGAUGAAGAGGUUUGUACGAGAUGCCCGUGCACCAUCCCCUCCCUGCCUGCCGCCCACCUCGUCUCUGUCCAAUACUCUCUUUCCCAAUGAGCCAUUGGAAAUUAUCUCAAGGGACCAUGUCUCGGACUACUCUUCCUCAGAUCGCGCCCGGGCCUUCGAGAAUCGUGUUAACGAGAUGAAAAAUGGGCCACUUUAUAGUGCCCUUCGUCGACCUUCACCGUCAUCCGCCUCUUCAAAUCGCUCUAAAAAAAAGGUGACAUUUGCUCUUCCUAAUCUCGAGGACGGCGAUGAAGAAGACUCAGACACGGAUGUCGCCGGGGACGACACAAGGAAUAAUAGGAACACCGUUGAAGUGAAGACAAGAAUAUGUGCAAAAUUCUUGUCUUCAAUUGCGAUAAUGUUUAGGUUUGGUCGCUUCGCAUAA
Molecule: messenger RNA, 2295 nt
Organism: Psilocybe cubensis
Lineage: Eukaryota; Fungi; Basidiomycota; Agaricomycetes; Agaricales; Agrocybaceae
Exons: 9
Coding region: 1-2295 (764 amino acids)
Source: RefSeq, a predicted model, not a curated record